Molecule: messenger RNA, 4482 nt
Organism: Fibroporia radiculosa
Lineage: Eukaryota; Fungi; Basidiomycota; Agaricomycetes; Polyporales; Fibroporiaceae
Exons: 16
Coding region: 1-4482 (1493 amino acids)
Source: RefSeq, a predicted model, not a curated record
AUGUCUCAAUCGCCUCUAACUGCACAACGGCCGGACCCCAUUUAUGUCUCAACGCGUUCGGGAAAGAUUGUGACGCCUGUGAGGGUGCCAGAGACCUCUACUGCUUACAAGGUCGAGCAGGCAAUGGAGGCAGUGGAUCGUAUCCUUCAGAGUGCGGUUACAAAUGAAAAUCCUUCACCUGACACCGUCGUAGAUGGCGGAAAGGCGAUCAGCGUAGUUGGUCUAGUACCCGACAAAGUCUCUGACGUUGCGGAGGCUGUUGUGAGCAAUGGAGUUCCGCAUUUUAUUCAUCAAGUUUUCGAACAUAUGCCCCAUUUCCUCGAAGCGCUGGAAGAGGUGGCGAAGAUACACCCUGUCACUCAUGCUGUUGCAAUGACUUUCAAGACAAUCUGCACACUUGUGCACAGACAUCGCAGUAACGAAGAGAAGGUUGUAGCAGUGCUAGUCGAAAUGAGAGACAUGCUCUCAGUGCUCUUACACCUCAAGAUUGUACCAGCAGGAAGUACAGACUCCAAAGGCGUGGGGAUCGAGGAGCGAAUGAAAAUUUUGAUGGAAGAGAUUGCAGUAGAGAUGAAGAAGUGCGCGAACGUAUGCGACGCGUACUGUAAGGCGAAGAUCGUCGCCAAAGUCCUCAAAGGUCUUAUGUGGGAGAAGAUGUUCAUUGAUUUUACUCAUGGAUUCUCCAAGCGAAGAACAUCCUUACAACUUGUCUUGUCUGCAUUCACUAGCCUCAAGGUAGAUCAGAUCGAUCAGAAACUUGACGAACUUUCACUCGAAUUGAGACGACGGAACGACGAGAUCAUCUGGUUCAUUCAGUCACAUGUUCCCGCAGAGCAUAGAGAGAUCUCUGCUCAUAUUGAGCGGAAGGGAGGAGUGGAGGCAGUUUUACGAGACGACAAUGCCAUUCGCGAUCUCAUUGCGCUUGACCAGAAGCGUUCUGAUAGUCGUCAUCCAGAUAAGCAAGUUGCGGGUAGGGUUCGAGAUAGCGAGCGCGAUGCCAGGGUUCAAAUUCAAGACAUCGACGGCUUUAUUGAACAGAAUCUGGUCUUUUUCUAUCGCAAGUUCGAAAUACAAUGGCAACAGCUCGCCGAGGAAAUGGCUUCGGUUGUGCACCAGGAGGCCGAUCGUAUCAUUACCAAUGUCGCCGCUGGUCCACACGACAAGAUCGUCGAUCCUGAUUUGCGCAAAAUUUGGAAAGAAAUGGGCUGGCGAGGGAACGUGAAGGCUCGACAUCUGGUAUUGGCCAUCAGGGAUUAUUAUCAUGAUCAAGUGGAGGAGAGGAAGCGACAUGAAAGGACCGAUGGGCACGCGUCUUCACUUCAUCACGAUGAUUGGGUUCUACAUUGGAUUACGAUGAAGAGGCUCCAAUCUAUCACGGAGGCAUUUAACCAAGAUGCGUCCGGAUAUGCGACGAUCGCAGAAGUCAACGCUUUCUCGUCAUCAAGGCCUAAGGAUUGGAGUCUCGCGCAUUGGCUGGCAUACUGGGCCGUUGGAUGGCAGAACGUAGCAACCGUGUACAGAGAGAAGAUCCACGAGCUCUUCAGUAAAAUGUUUUCGCUGGAGGCGUCGGUACAUAACGCAAACCGCCGUAUAGUGGACCAAUACCUAGAAUAUCCCUUCAUCCUUACGGAAAAGGUACGAGCACGAUUCAAAGAAUACGUCGCUUCCGAAGAAACCCGUAUCAAACGCGAUCUCGAGAGUGUGAAGUACCACGUUGAUGAUCUAACAACACUGAACCUUGUCACUGGGCCCGGUCGAAUCGAGAAGAAUCUCUUCCCUCUGCUUUAUCUCAUGAUAAAACGUGACUUCGAAGUCAUGCGGCUAUGUAAAACGAAAGUCAUAGAUGAAUGUGAAUUGUGGAAUUCCAUUCGAAGUAUAUGGCUGGUCGUAGGCGUUGUUGACAGUCGUCACAAGGAACUAGAAGAUACUUUCAGGCAUCAGAAUAUGGACCCCACGCAGCAGUUUAGGAUAACGUAUGCCGGCCUUUUCGAUCAUUAUCAUGAUCCCAGCGUUUUGUUCAAUCGCAAGGCGUUGCGCGACAUGAGCUCCUCUCAUCACCAUCACUCCUAUGAUGAUACGAAAGAAGCUCAAGAUGUUGACCCUGGCUCGGUUCUCAAUCACUCUCACAAGGACGCCGACGGUCAUGACCUAAAUCAAGACCUCGAUCGCGCAGCCUACGAGGAAGCUCACGAGCCACUGAUCAUCGGAGAGAUUGGCCAGGGCAUAGAUCCUGUUCAAGCAAUAGCGGGUACAUGGCAUGCACUGCUAUAUGGUGCACAGGGCCAGCUAAUAUCCCCAAUGUUCUCUCUCCACGUCCAGUCGGAAGAGCGCAGCUACAUGGCCUCCGGAAGUAUUCCAGGAUCAUCCAUGUUUCCGAACUUUACCUUGACCGGAGAAUGCGAAAAGGGCGCAGAUGGAGAUCUUUCCUUUGCAUUUGUCAUGAAAUGCUCAGCACCGUUCGAGUCGAAAUGCUUUCGCGGUCAUCUCAGCGAGAAUGGGAUGACAUUGUCCGGUGAUUGGGAGGGUCAAGACGACGUUUCUGGGCUUUUUGUUUUCUCUCGACUCCCAGCCCAAACACUCUCUCAUCGCCCAUCACCUAUGGAGCUUAAACUCAAUAAAUCGCGCGCUCUAUGGAAAUAUGCGAUUUCGGCCACUCUAGAUGGCGUCGCUCACAGACGGUAUUCGUGGUCAGUUUUCUUCCGCCGCCGGGACAUUCGAAUUCGAUACCUUGAUCUCUUGUUCCGAACAUACUACGGACGUCCCCUCGAUCAAGAUGAGCAGCAAGAACUUGCUAACUGUAGGCAAUCUCUGAGCCCUGCUGACGCUCGCUUUUAUUUCUCUCUAUGCCGGCUGAAGCUUCGCACAGUGUGCGUGCAUGGCGUGACGUGCGAUAGUUGCGGAGGAGUAAUCAGCGGCGGGCGCAUUGUCUGUAUUGACUGCGACUUGCACAGCAAGGCUUUCAGCACGAUCGACCUAUGCGAGGACCCGCGUUGUGCUACUGCCCAAAUUAACCAGAACCGGCGAAAUGACUUACCCUCACCCCAUUUACCAUCCCACAAUGUCUUCAAAACCAGGAGGAUGUUGUACCUGCGUAAUUUCGGCAAAGUCGAAGUACAGGUACAAGACGCUCUACGACGCGCCCAAGCCGAUCUCGAGGAUGCAGAAGAACGAAGAUGCGAGCUUUUGCACAGUGGAACAAUUCAGGCUCACUGGGACCUGGUGCAGAAUGGACCCACUGACGAGGAUGGGUGGCUGGAUGCCUCCGAGCGCGCACGGAACCAAGAGAUCACUGCUCUUCUUGCGCGUAUCGACGUCGCAGCUUUGGUGGCCAGAGCAAGCAAAUUACGGGGUGUCCCGUGCCAAGUUCAGCCGCUCUCAUAUGAUCCGGUUUUAUCGCAAAGUGUUAUGGGUGGGAUGAAUUAUCACGUAGACAUACUGUUCGACGACAAAGUCGUUUGGAUCUGUCGUAUUCGUCGCCACAAUGCCUCCUCGCCACCAGUUAAGCUGCAAAAUCAUAACUUACUCAGUGAGGCGGCCACCUUACAAUUCCUCGCAAGCACUACAAUUCCGGUACCAAAAGUCUUCGAUGUCGCAAUUGAUUCCCCACAGAAUCCUGUCGGUGUUGGCUACAUCAUGAUGGAAAAGUUAGCCGGCAAGCCACUAGAGUGGUACAAGUUGGAGGGCGCAGGAAAGCAAAAGAUUCUCCAGCAGUUGGCUCAAAUCUUCAUAGAACUCGAGAAACACUCCCUUCCCUCCAUUGGCUGCUUGCGUCCGGAGGAUUCAUCUCGACGUGUUGGCCCACUGAUUGCACAGGCAGCCGCUGAUGUUGCAGACGACGGGCAGCUCCGUCUACUGGGUCCCUUCAGUAGCAGUCUGCAGUAUCGCAUGUCCAGUGCUCACCAGCAAUUGCAGCUCAUCCGAAACAAGGAGGCGUACGUGAAGCACCCUAUUGACGCCUACCUAGUGCAUCGCUAUCUCCUCGAUCUCAUGCCUUCAUUUGUUACCGACGAGCGUGGCGCCCGCAGCUCAUUCUAUUUGAAGCACACGGACGACAAAGGAGACCACAUCUUCGUCGACGACGAUCUCAAUAUUGUUGGUAUCAUUGAUUGGGAAGGUGCGCUGACGACGUCAAAGCAGGAGGCAUUCUCCGCUCCACUGUUCCUCCUCGACGUCGGCGCAUACUAUGACGGAAAGAACGACCUCAGUGAUGAUGAGCAGCUCUUCGCGUCUAUCCUAGAAACCGCAGGCCGUCCUGAUAUGGCGGCGCUUGUCCGCAACGGGCGCAUCCAACAUCGUCUGGAAUUCUGUUUGGGCGGUGAAAUUGAAGAUACGGAGUCUUUCCCAAAUAUGCUGGCGGGCCUCCGUGCUGCAUGUGGCGCCUCCGAACACGAAAACCCGAAGGAAGAUUGGAAGAUAUGGAGGGACGGAGCGAUGCGACGGUAUGGAGGAGACGAAUGGCUGCAGAGGACUCUUCGAGCCUGA